Messenger RNA from Penicillium robsamsonii, 1443 nucleotides. RefSeq lists its product as uncharacterized. Lineage: Eukaryota; Fungi; Ascomycota; Eurotiomycetes; Eurotiales; Aspergillaceae. The record is from RefSeq and is a predicted model, not a curated record. The transcript is spliced from 2 exons. Bases 1 to 1443 code for a protein of 480 amino acids.
AUGUCCGAGGAUUUUGAGUCACUGCCUCCAGCAGUGCGAAGAAAGUUCUUCUCGAAUGUUGAGCGCUUGCGCAUUCGGCUAGCUCAGAGCGAUCACGGCACCCCUACCUACUCCACGUCAAACUAUCAGACGGAUAAUCGGGUCUAUCGAACCUCUCGUCUUGGGGACUAUCAACGUCUACGGAAUUCGAGGAAGCGAGGGCUCAAACGUUCCCCUUCCAAGAAAUUACGCAAACCCGGUUCCCUUCAAUUGGCCUACCUGGCCGCCCAGGCGGACUCCCAAUGCUUCCAUUCUCUUCCCGCUAAGAUUCAACAAAAGCUCUUCUCCUCCGAGGAACGUCGACGUUUGAGGAACGCGUAUCGACAAAGUCUCAUCUACGACGCUGCCGACGAAGCUUACCGUCGAGAUUCGAACCGAGAUCCCCGUCAAGUCUCGGAGGCUGGUCGCCCUUCCACUGAUAGUCCCUUCUCCCAGCCAACUGUGCCGGUUCAGCCAUCGUCCGUGUUUUAUUCGGAUUCCGAGUCGGACGAAGACCCCAACAUGGAUCAAACAUUCCACGACAGUUUCCGGUGGCUCGACGACGAUGGCGAUCUCGACUUAUCUCUCGAUGAAUACCAUGCUCAUGUGGCAGAUGCUGCCACCAGAAAGAGAUCUCGUCUCUCUUUCCGCCGCUCCUUAUCCUUUUCCCACCAACUUCGCAAAACAUUAGACAUUACACCGAUCUCCCCUCGGGGACUCCCGCCUGUCAGCCGCUCUCAACCUCUCACUCCUCUCUCCAACCCCUCUGAAUCGCGCCCAUCAUCCCGCCGAUUCCAACAUGCCCCCAGAUCAUCCACUUCGAGCAUUGACCCCUACGCGCAAUACUAUCAAGAUCCCGAUGCCCGUUUGAAAUUGCGCGUGUACCUGGCAUCUCCACAAAAAUUCGACGAAGCCAUUGAAUUCGGAUUUCCCUCGCUAGAUCAAAAGGAGAAUAUUGCUCCGGAAAUAAUUUCCCCCAAACCAGUCUCCCCCACACCAACCUCGUCACCAAAGCCAACCUUGGUCAACUCGGACUUUGGCACGUUUUUCGAAGAUGACGAUGGCACCAUGGUGGGGAGUCCAGGGGGAUCGGUGGAAAAUGAACCAAUCCCUUCGCCCGUGCUCACCCGGGACGCGCCUCGACCCUCCGUGGAAUCCCCGGCCCUUUUGCAGCGCCAAUCCUGGCUGCCGGGGACCAAGGGAGUCCCACAACGACUUCCGGGAAACCGUGAGAUGACUCUCAAAAUGACUCUCACUCGGCCUGACCUCCGCACCGACUCUCCCACCCCUUCCAAAGAAAAAGAAGAUCCCUUGCGAUUGGCCGCACUUCCCCCUGCGGAUCGUAGCCAGUCGAUCUGGGACUCGGACUUGGACGAGCAAGGUAUGGUGAGGAAGAUGUGGCGCAAGCUCCGACGCCGUGUUUGA